Manihot esculenta (cassava) is the source of this 743-nucleotide messenger RNA. Its product is annotated as phosphoinositide phosphatase SAC2-like. Bases 114 to 728 code for a protein of 204 amino acids. NCBI's taxonomy places the organism in Eukaryota, Viridiplantae, Streptophyta, Magnoliopsida, Malpighiales, Euphorbiaceae. Gene Ontology annotation, molecular function: phosphatidylinositol-3,5-bisphosphate 5-phosphatase activity. The transcript has 7 exons. Gene Ontology annotation, cellular component: intracellular membrane-bounded organelle. Gene Ontology annotation, biological process: phosphatidylinositol dephosphorylation. The record is from RefSeq and is a predicted model, not a curated record.
GUGGCUCUGCUGCACACAACAAGAUAUUUUAAGAAAGGAGAGGCCAGAGGAAAGCUGCAACUCAGUCCCAAGAGUUUUUUAGAACUUUACAGCGUUAUUACAGCAAUGCAUACAUGGAUGCUGAAAAACAAGACGCUAUUAACGUAUUCUUGGGUCACUUCCAGCCACAACAGGGAAAGCCAGCAUUAUGGGAAUUGGAUUCAGAUCAGCAGCACAAUGUUAGAGGACAUGGUCCUGAUUUGGUUGAUGAGCGUGCUAGGUCAUUCAUUAAAAGGUCACUAUCAGAUGGCAAUCUUCUUUGUGAAAGUGACUCGCUUGUAACAGCUACCAAGGUUGCACAUAAUAAGGCUUUUUCCGAGGAGCAAGGAGUUUGCAAGGGUCUUUCAGAUUCAACUCCAGAGAUCUCCACCUGUGAAAGUGAUAUGUCAUACUCUAGGUAUACUCCCUCAAUGCCUCGCAUGCAACUUUUUAAAGAUAUAGGGGAAGAAUACUAUGAAAGUGAUCCUAUUUGCUAUGAUGAACAUGGGGAUGCAUGUAGUUGCUCAAAUUUUCUUGACUUGGACUGGCUUUCUUCAUCAGGGAAUUCUUGUGAAGGAGAUCCUUUCGAUAGGUCAAUUGCUGGCCUAUCACAUGAUUGUCUUGUGAAUGAACUGAAACGCGAAAUAUCUGCCAGUGAGUCUGGAUCUAGCUCGAAGGUUAGUGUUGAAUAUCUGACACUUACGACAUAGCGGUUCCACGGGAGG